This is a messenger RNA of Abrus precatorius (Indian licorice), 1417 nucleotides long. Its product is annotated as polycomb group protein FIE1. Gene Ontology annotation, molecular function: protein binding; nucleosome binding. NCBI's taxonomy places the organism in Eukaryota, Viridiplantae, Streptophyta, Magnoliopsida, Fabales, Fabaceae. Bases 113 to 1234 code for a protein of 373 amino acids. The transcript has 13 exons. Gene Ontology annotation, biological process: negative regulation of transcription by RNA polymerase II. The record is from RefSeq and is a predicted model, not a curated record. Gene Ontology annotation, cellular component: ESC/E(Z) complex.
GCUUUAUUUUCGUUUGGUCGGGUAAUAUUUACCGUUGAAUUCGAACUAACCCGACCCGUGAUGACGAGUGUGAGACAGAGUAGGUUACAGAAGCAGAAGAACAAAGGCUGGAAUGGCGAAGGUGUAUGGUUUGGGAUGCGAACCUGUCGUGGGGUCCUUGGCUCCUUCGAAGAGGAGAGAAUACAGAGUCACCAAUCGUCUCCAAGAGGGAAAGCGUCCUCUAUACGCCGUCGUUUUCAACUUCAUCGACUCUCGCUACCUCAACGUUUUCGCCACUGUGGGUGGCAAUAGGGUUACUGUUUAUCAAUGUCUUCAAGGAGGUGUUAUUGCUGUUUUGCAAUCAUAUGUGGAUGAAGAUAGAGAUGAAUCUUUUUACACUGUGAGUUGGGCAUGUAAUGUUGAUGGGACCCCAUUUGUUGUGGCUGGAGGAAUCAAUGGUAUAAUCCGAGUGAUUGAUGCUGGCAGUGAGAAGAUACACAAGAGUUUUCUUGGCCAUGGGGACUCCAUAAAUGAAAUCAGGACUCAGACAUUAAAGCCAUCACUUGUGAUAUCUGCUAGCAAAGAUGAAUCUGUCCGAUUAUGGAAUGUUCAUACUGGAAUAUGCAUUUUGAUAUUUGCUGGAGCUGGAGGCCAUCGUAAUGAAGUCUUGAGUGUUGAUUUUCAUCCAUCGGAUAUAUAUCGUAUUGCUAGUUGUGGCAUGGAUAAUUCUGUAAAGAUAUGGUCUAUGAAGGAGUUCUGGACAUAUGUAGAAAAAUCAUUCACAUGGACAGAUCUUCCUUCUAAGUUUCCCACAAAAUAUGUCCAGUUUCCUGUGUUCAAUGCUUCAGUACAUGCAAAUUAUGUUGACUGUAAUAGGUGGCUGGGUGAUUUUAUCCUCUCAAAGAGUGUUGACAAUGAAAUUGUCUUGUGGGAACCUAAAGUGAAGGAACAAACUCCAGGGGAGGGUGUAGUUGACGUCCUGCAGAAAUACCCUGUUCCUGAGUGUGAUAUCUGGUUCAUCAAGUUUUCUUGUGAUUUCCAUUUCAAUACAGCUGCAAUAGGUAACAGGGAAGGGAAAAUUUUUGUUUGGGAGUUGCAGUCAAGCCCCCCUAUACUUAUUUCAAGGUUGUCACAUGCUCAAUCAAAAUCUCCAAUCAGGCAGACUGCUACAUCCUUUGAUGGAAGUACUAUAUUGAGUUGCUGUGAAGAUGGAACAAUAUGGCGCUGGGAUGAUGUUACAAACUCCUCAGCAUAACUUAUCUCCAUGCUACACCAAUCUGAUGUGCAUGAUAUGCCCUCCAAUAUGAGAUCAUUUAUGGUUUAUUCAGUUUUUAGUUGUGAACACAAGGACCUGGUUUAUUUCCGUGUAUUUAUUUUGUUUUAGAAAGUCUUGCAUGAAAAUAUUUAGCUGAGAACUUUUAGUUUAAAGUUGUUAAAG